Messenger RNA from Pelagomonas calceolata, 1034 nucleotides. NCBI's taxonomy places the organism in Eukaryota, Pelagophyceae, Pelagomonadales, Pelagomonadaceae. The record is from the annotation of a GenBank genome assembly.
GUAAGACACUAGCAAGCAAGCACGGACGAAGAGCUGAGUUUGGCCCGCAUCCGAGGCGCAGGUAUACGAGGCUCGUUGAUUUCGAUUGAUUUUGCACAGCAGCAGCAUCCGUGCCCAAAGCUGCGGCUCGUUUCAGUGCUGCCUGUGCUGCCUGCUAAAAAGACAAAAAACACCGGCACGCCAUCGAUGCAGCGCCAGCCCUCCGACGCCUCGUCGACGCUGACCGACGCAUUAGAUGAAGGCGCCGGCGCGGCACAGACGCAGCGCAUUUUUCGGCAAGAGCAUGAGUUCGUGCGGGACGACGACGCCGACGCCGAGAACGCGCGGCGCUGGGAGACGCGCAUGGCGCGGCGGUACUACGACGCGCUGCACAAGGAAUACGCGAUCUGCGAUCUGUCGCGGUGGCGCGAGGGCGCCGUCGGGUUAAGAUGGCGAACCGCCGCGGAAGUGACGAGCGGCAAGGGCGAACGAAUAUGCGCGGCGCGCGGCUGCGACUCGCGCGACGGCCUGCGGAGCUUCGAGCUGCCUUUCGAGUACGUGGAACAAGGCGAAAGAAAGCUCGAGCUCGUCAAGUGCCGCGCCUGCCGGGGCUGCGCGAAGAAGCUCAAGGGCCGCAAGCGCAGCCGCAGCCGCAGCCGCAGCCGCGACCGCAGCCGGCGGGACCGCAAGAAAAAGAAAAAAGACAAAAAGAGCAAGGCGCCCGUCAUCCCGGAAGCCGACGUCAAAUUCAUGGACACUCUGAGACGAGAUAUCCAGACCAUGGGUCCCCUGAGAAGCAACCACCUCAACGCGUUCUACAAGCGGCACCCCGAGAUCCCGCCCAAGGGCUCGGGCGCCGGCACCUGGAUCGCGAAGCGCUGCCAACAUUAUGGGUUAAUAGUGAAGAAGCCGGAGAAAUACGGCGGGGCGAUGGAGUUCCAAUUGGCACCAACUCAAUCGAGGAAGUUGAAUAUUGUGGCGGAUCGGCAGGAGGACCGCCCGCCGUCGCAACUGCCCGAUGAUCGUCGUUUGAAUAAGUUGUAGUGUUGUUAAGA